AGGACCAGUCGAGUUGGGGCGCCGCAAGCACCGCGUGGUCGGUCGAUUAGUCAGACGGUCGAGUCGAGUCGGUCAGUUCGAGGGUACGGGACACCCGCGCAGGAUAUACAACCCACGCAGGAAAAAGGAUGGCGCUCUUCCGCUUCACCCCGAAACGCUGCCUCGACGUUCAGAAAAUAACGUCAGCGGUCUUCGUGCGGCAGCUCACCGAUGCGUCCACGGAUCUCAAAAAGGUUCUCGCUGACAGGAUCCCGAGGGAGCAGGAGCGGGUCAAAGCCUUCCGUAAGGACCAUGGGUCCACUAAAGUUGGAGAAGUCACGGUCGACAUGAUGUACGGCGGCAUGCGCGGUAUCAAAGGCCUCGUGUGGGAGCCGUCGGUGUUGGACCCGGAGGAGGGUAUCCGCUUCCGCGGUAAGUCGAUCCCCGAGUGCCAGAAACUCCUGCCGAAGGGGUCCGGCGGCGCGGAACCGCUCCCGGAGGGUCUCUUCUGGCUGCUGAUCACCGGCGACGUGCCUACGGACGGGCAGGCGAGGGCCCUCUCGCAAGAAUGGGCGUCCAGGAGCUCGUUACCCGAGCACGUGGUCAAGGCCCUCAACAACUUCCCCAAGACCCUGCACCCGAUGACGCAGUUCUCCGCGGCGAUCACGCUGCUGAACAGCGAGAGCGAGUUCGUCAAGGCGUACAACAAGGGCGUGCACAAGAGCAAGUUCUGGGAAAGCGUGUACGAGGACUCGAUGAAUCUGAUCGCCAAACUGCCGGUGGUGGCCGCCACCAUCUACCGCAACAUCUACAAGGGCGGCAAGGGCCUCGGCUCCGUCGACGCCGGCAGGGACUGGUCCUGGAACUUCGCCAACAUGCUCGGCUACGACAAGCCGCAGUUCAUCGAGCUGAUGCGCCUCUACCUGACGAUCCACUCGGAUCACGAGGGCGGCAACGUGUCCGCUCACACCACCCACUUAGUGGGAUCCGCCUUGUCGGACCCGUACUUAUCUUUCGCCGCCGGUAUGAACGGCCUGGCCGGGCCGCUGCACGGUUUGGCCAAUCAGGAGGUGCUGGUGUGGCUGGAGAAACUGCGCGGUCAAAUCGGCGACAAUCCCAGCGACGAGAAGCUCAAGGAAUUCAUCUGGAACACGUUGAAGAGCGGCCAGGUCGUACCCGGCUACGGACACGCUGUUCUCAGGAAGACCGAUCCGAGGUAUACCUGCCAGAGGGAGUUUGCGCUGAAGCAUUUGCCGGACGAUUCGUUGUUCAAGCUCGUUGCGCAAGUGUAUAAGGUGGUGCCUCCGGUCUUGCUGGAGACUGGCAAGGUGAAGAACCCGUGGCCGAAUGUGGACGCGCACUCGGGCGUGCUGCUGCAGUACUACGGCAUGAAGGAGAUGAACUACUACACGGUCCUGUUUGGCGUGUCGCGCGCGUUGGGCGUGCUCGCCUCCCUCGUCUGGGAUCGUGCCCUAGGACUGCCCAUCGAGAGGCCUAAGUCCCUCAGCACCGAACUCCUCAUGAAGGCCGUGAAAGCUUAAGAACCGUUUCUCCACUGGAUCGACGAUCGAUUAUCAACAGCGUCACCUCGGAGUCCCGUCGUCCCGACCUCGGCUUCGUUCGAGCGUUCGAGGCGCCGGGAACUUUGAUAGGAUACAUCAUUUUGAUAUCAACCUCGACGGAGACACCUCAACGAGCCCGCGCCUUAUCGAGUAAACGAGAGUGCGAAUGAGUGUGAGAGAGAAAGAGAGAGAGAGAGAGAACGAGAGUGAUAGAAAAUGUGCGUGAAACACAAGGCUAGGUAUUAAAUACGACAAAUAAUUACGUCUAAUAAUGUAUUAUGUAAAUGUAGAAAUAUUAAGAGCAGACACAUCAAUGUCCCGCGGCGGAGUUCACAUUAAUUCUCUUUCUGCAGGCGAUACUUUUGAACACGUACGACAAUAAACAGGCACAUUAAUCACACAUAAUUGUAUAAUUAAUAUGCGAUUAUUUAAUUAUAAAAUUGUAAUAUGUCGUGAUUUAUAAUGUGACUGUUUCGAGUGCAUGAUUCUUAUACGGUAUCAAUUGCGGGGGCAGGCUUAAACGGGGUGUUCUCGCAACCGUAGCUGCUUAUAUACAAGUGAAAACGUAGAUUGGUCCAAUAGUGAAAACUGCCAAAAUUGCGCGGAAACCCAAGACAGCGCAGAAAGUCCAGGGGAUGGCUCUUAGACGUUUAUAAAGUAUUGAGAUUUUUAGAUGACCCUUCUUAAUGUCUCUCAGAGGUCUAAAAGACGUCCUCUGGAAUUUUUUAUUUAUAGAAGUAACAUACACAAGAUAGAGAAACGCGUCAGAAAUAGGUAAGGUGAUUAUUGUAAAUAGAGUCAUCGCUCAAUACAAAGCAAAGCACGUUGGCUAUCGCUAGAAAUCCCGGAGAAACGGCGCAAAAUCUACGAUUCGGCGAUAAUCACCGUGUGUUAUAGUCUAGCGACGUGAAGGCAAUGAUAAAAAGGCAGGAAAAUAUAUAGUGACUCUUAUUCGUCGCGUGAAACUUUUAGAUUCAUUGUAUAAGGAAGGCAAGUUAAACGUUCAAGGAACAUCGAGGCAUCUAAAAAGAUAUAGUCUAAUUCAGAUCGGACGUCAUUCUGAUAAUUUUUUUUGUGUGUUUCUGACACCUUUUCAUUGUUCAGGAUAGUGCAUAUGUGAAUUAGGUAUUAAAAACCGUUUCGUCUUGCCUCGUUAUACGAGAGAUGACACUGCCCCCUCCCCCCGAGUGUGUAUCACACAUUUCUCUUUCGAUCGGGUUGGAUUUCUUUGGAAAUUGAUCGGAUUUUCGAGCGGCAGAAAGCGGGUAUUAUCGAAUUUUCGCGAUUUUAGAGGGAUAGAUCAGUUUCAAAGGCAAUAGAAAAAGGUAACGGUACGCCGAAAGGCGAAUCGUGCCAUUAGCUCAGACGUAAAUCUCCCGGCCGUUAGUUUACACUGUCCUCCCCACCUCCGCUCUCAGGAAGUUCAUUCUAACUACUAUAUUGUUUUUAGAAUGGUAGAGAAUAAUCUCGCGCUGUUGUGCGAGUUGCAGUAGCUGCGGAAUACUUAACAGCAAGCGAGCAAUGACGCAGAGAGUGAUCGAGCAUACUUAAAAAAAUAGCGUUUAUAGCGUUUCUCGUCGAAACGGAGACUUAAGCUUUAAACACAAUAAAAAAGGAAUAGGGAACAGGCAACAGAGAAUAUAAGAAUUUCAACCUAUCGGAAAGCGUAUACUACUGGAAUGCACGCGGUUUCCUGAUAGGUUGACAAUCUUAUUCCCUGUUAGCCAAGUUUCCCUCUAAUUCCUUUUCAUUGUGUUUUAAGGCUUUACUCGGUCGGCAUUACGACGAGAGAAACCGCCGCGAUUCAGUGUAAAAUUAAGGAGCAUGACCAGUGGUAGACCCACUGUUAUAAGAAUGAAUGAGUGUGUGUGUGAACAUACCUUAUUUAUAACGAAUGUGAAAAUAAAAAUGGAUCAAAAGGCAA
Molecule: messenger RNA, 3465 nt
Organism: Wasmannia auropunctata (little fire ant)
Lineage: Eukaryota; Metazoa; Arthropoda; Insecta; Hymenoptera; Formicidae
Gene: kdn
Product: probable citrate synthase 2, mitochondrial
Exons: 4
Coding region: 129-1520 (463 amino acids)
Biological process (GO): tricarboxylic acid cycle; carbohydrate metabolic process; citrate metabolic process
Cellular component (GO): mitochondrial matrix
Source: RefSeq, a predicted model, not a curated record